AUGAAGACACGAAGCUGCGGUCUUCCGGGUCCGUCUUCGACUCCGUGGGGCAAACCAGAGCACGACGCGAGGAUUGAAUUCCUAGGUGAGAGAAGUUUUAGCUUGGAAUUGGAUAGGCUUUAUGAUUGCGGAGGUGGCGAAGGCGAGACGAGAGGACAAUCAUUAGCAUUAGGCGUCGCUCCUCACAACCCACCUGGAGGUGCGACAGCUAGCAGCUGGAGCACAUCAUCCAGUCA
Messenger RNA from Amoebophrya sp. A25, 236 nucleotides. The record is from the annotation of a GenBank genome assembly. NCBI's taxonomy places the organism in Eukaryota, Dinophyceae, Syndiniales, Amoebophryaceae.